Molecule: messenger RNA, 3893 nt
Organism: Podospora bellae-mahoneyi
Lineage: Eukaryota; Fungi; Ascomycota; Sordariomycetes; Sordariales; Podosporaceae
Product: ATP-dependent DNA helicase II subunit 1
Exons: 3
Coding region: 1941-3893 (650 amino acids)
Biological process (GO): double-strand break repair via nonhomologous end joining; telomere maintenance
Cellular component (GO): nucleus; Ku70:Ku80 complex
Molecular function (GO): DNA helicase activity; double-stranded DNA binding; telomeric repeat DNA binding
Source: RefSeq, a predicted model, not a curated record
CGACUCGUGACAUCUGUCGCUCUUGCAGCCAGGACACCUCAAACUCAUCUGUGGUGAAGUCGCAAUCCCGCUGUCCAGAUGGGUCUUGGCCAAGUCAGCCAAAGCCUUGAUAAACACAGGGCUGUCGUUCAAACUCUCAACACGCUUGACAGUGUCCUUGUGGCCCGACUCGCCAAUCACCUCCUCAUCGAGCUCGUAGAGAGUCUCGAUGUGAUCGGAGGUGAAGGCAAUGGGAAUCAAGACCAAGUCCUUCUGACCCUUGGCAAUGUACUCUUCAACUGACAUCUGGGUUUGCGGGCCGAGCCAUGGCUGAGGGCCAACCUGAGAUUGCCAGCAUAGUCUGUAAGGGUUGACAUGGCCUAGUCUCUGCAUGACAGCGUGGACUGUCGCACCAACUUCGGCAGGAUAGGGAUCGCCUAGAUGCAUGUUAGCACUGCGGCUGCAUAACCAGACAAGACUGUAACAUACCCCUAUUCACGACCGUCAUAGGCAAGCUGUGCGCAGAAAACAGCAAGACAACCUUAUCCCUCCUCUCGGGAGGAUACUCCUGCAACUUUGCCUCAAUGUUUUGCGCAAAAGCCUCGACCAAUCCAGGGUGGACCGGCCAUCGAUCAAUCACACUCCACUUGAUAGUCCCAUCGCUCCCGUCGUCCAGCGGCCCGGCCUUACCCUCCAGCCUCUGCCUCCACUUCCAGAGCUCGUUCAGACUACUUCCCGUUGUCGAGCAGGAAUACUGUGGGUAUUGUGUAAAAGCAACGGCGCGACCUCCUUUUCCAUUACCAAAACCAUCCGCCAAUAAUUGCCGGUACAUAUGCUCGGUCAGGGGGUUGGCGUAGCGGAAGGCGACGUAGGGCUUAUGAGGGGCAGUCUCAGGUGAGAUCUGGUCGAGUAGCUUGCACAUCUCCGCGCAUUGGAGCUCAGACCAUUUGCGAAUGGGCGAACCGCCACCGAUGGCAGCGUAUUGCUUCUGGAUUUUGGGGGUACGACGCUUCGAGAUGAGGGGACCGAGGUAGUUUUGCAGGCGGCCAAGAGGAAUGAGAUCAGCAUCGGCCUGGCAGACGAAAACACAGUCAGUCAAACCUGUCACUGGCGAGGAAUAGGAAAGCGUUGGUAGGAUUGGCGCACAAAUAAUCUACUGAGGAAAUCGCCAACUUCAUCCGUUGUGGAGGGGCCGCCCAUAUUCAGGAAGACCAUGGCUGUCGGCCCCCGAGAGCUGGUCAUGUUCUGUGUUACUGGGAACGGUGUCGGUGUGGCAAGCCAUCGUGUUUGUUGCGCAGCAGGCUUAAGGAGGACUGAAGAUCGCAGAGGGCGCAAAGCGGCGGCCGGGAGUCGGAAGGCCAUGCCUAGGACGGGGUCCGGCAAUCCGGGUGUGGUUUGUGAUUUUAUAAAAGAAUCACACAGCCGAAAUCCCGGGAUGGUUCGGCGUGGAAAGGUGAUGAUCGAGGGUCAGACACACAGGUGAGGCUUUGAAAUAUGUCACCGGAUGAGUUCUGGAACUGUUUGUGUAAAAAGUUCGGACAGAGUGUCUGGGUGGCGAUGUCGGGGUAAAUUGACAGAUGUUCUGGACACUUUCUUUGUUACUCCGCAUGUUUGCCCCGAAUGGUUCGGAAGCAAUUGCUGUCGGCCGACUUUUGCGAUCUUGGCCUUCUCCAAUGACGUUGGAGAUCGGUCCGUGCAGCAGCUGCCAAUAAGAGCGCUUCAAUUGCUUUGUUCGUGUCAAGGAGGCACGUGAUUUGGCGUUUAGGCAGUCGCGCACCUGCCUGGUUCUAGCGCGUCUCAACCUGGUUGCAUCAUACAUAAUUUCAUUUAGCCCGUUGAGUUGCGAGAGUCAAUUAUCCCUUGAAUUGCGUAAUAUUCAAUUCUCAUCAAUUGGAUGGCGUGUGGAAACACAAUUUCUCAGGAACACUUCAACAACUAGAAGGAGUUUAUUUCCUAUCGCAAUGGCCUGGGGAGAUGAUGAGGAGCGCCGCUAUGGAGGCGAAGAGGAGGAGGAUGAGUUGGAUGAGAAUGACUACAAAACUCAAAAAGAUGCCGUACUGUUCGCCAUUGACGUGAGCGCGUCCAUGUUGCAGCCACCUCCGAGUAGCGACGACAAGAAGUCCGAUAAGGAUUCCGCCGUGGUUGCCGCCCUGAAAUGCGCCCAUCAAUUUAUGCAACAGCGUAUCAUUGCCCAACCAAAAGAUAUGAUGGGUAUCCUGCUGUUUGGAACUGAAAGGUCCAAAUUCCGUGACGAGACUGGUAGUCGGAGUGGCUCUGGCUAUCCUCACUGCUACCUCUUCACUGAGCUCGAUGUCCCAGGAGCGGAGGAUGUCAAGAAAUUGAGAGAUUUGGUAGAGGAGGGAGAGGAUGCCGAUGAGGUGCUCGUUCCAUCCAAGGAACCGGUACUCAUGUCGAAUGUGCUCUUUUGUGCCAACCAGAUUUUCACGACCAAUGCUGCCAACUUCGGCUCGCGAAGACUGUUCAUCAUCACAGACAAUGAGAAUCCACACGGGAACGACAAACAGGCCAAGUCAUCGGCAGCUGUUCGUGCCAAGGAUCUCUAUGACCUUGGUGUGACGAUUGAACUAUUCCCUGUCAGCCGGGCGAAGAAGCCCUUCGACCUCUCAAAAUUCUACGAUGAUAUCGUCUACCGCAGUUCGGUCGAGGAAGGGGACAACCCUGAAGGAGUCAAAACAUCAAGAUCUGGCGAUGGCCUGACUCUUCUCAACUCCUUGAUCUCCAAUAUCAACUCAAAACAAACACCAAAGCGAUCUUAUUUCUCCAGGAUGCCCUUUGAGCUUGCUCCAGGUCUUACGAUCACAGUCAAGGGCUACAUGCCACUCCACCAGCAAAAGCCCGCCCGCACCUGCUAUGUAUGGCUUGGUGGAGAACAAGCCCAACUAGCUCAAUCUGAAACUACCAAGGUUGAUUCCGAGGCGAGAACCGUUGAGAAGAGCGAAAUCAAAAAGGCCUACAAGUAUGGCGGCGAGUACAUUUACUUCACCCCCGAGGAAGCAAAGUCCUUGAAGGAACUCGACACCAAAGUUCUCCGCAUCAUCGGCUUCAAGCCACUGGCCAACAUCCCAAUGUGGGCCUCAGUCAAGAAGUCAACAUUCAUUUUCCCGAGCGAGGACGGUUACGUCGGUUCAACCCGUGUAUUUUCGGCUCUUUGGCAGAAGCUAUUGACUUCCAAGAAGGUCGGGAUCGCAUGGUUCGUUGCUCGAAAGAAUGCCAAUCCUGUCAUGGUGGCUGUCAUUCCGUCGGGAAGCCUCAACGAUGAGGACGAGGAUUCAACCACACCAUAUCUCCCUGCAGGGCUCUGGCUUUAUCCCCUGCCCUUUGCAGACGAUAUCAGAAGCGUUGAAAUCAAGACCUCCACCAAGCCUGCGGAUGAGCUGACAGACAAGAUGAGAGAAAUCAUUCAGAACCUUCAACUGCCCAAGGCCACAUACAACCCUCUUAAAUACCCAAACCCUGCUUUGCAGUGGCACUACAAGAUUCUCCAGGCCAUGGCGCUUGAAGAGGAUGUUCCAGAUGCCCUGGAUGACUUGACUGUGCCAAAAUACAGGCAAAUUGACAAGCGGGUAGGUGCGUAUAUGGCCGAGUGGAAACAAGAGUUGGCGGACAAGGCGAAAGAAUUUAUGCAACUCCGAGCCACUAAACGCGAACUCGAAGAAGACGAUGCGGAAGAAAGACCACGACUGGCUAAGCGGCCAAAGGCCGCAGCAGGCAGUGCUAGUUCUGGUGGUCAAAUGAGCAACGCAGAGCUCAAAGCUGCCUGGGAGAACGACACAUUGAAGAAGCUCACGGUGGCUGUACUCAAGGAUAUCUUGACAAGCAAAGGAAUCAGCACAACUGGAAAGAAGGUUGAUUUGUUGGAGAGACUCGAGCAAUGGAUCGAGGAGCAUGCGUGA